Stomoxys calcitrans (stable fly) is the source of this 3194-nucleotide messenger RNA. Its product is annotated as sex determination protein fruitless. Lineage: Eukaryota; Metazoa; Arthropoda; Insecta; Diptera; Muscidae. The transcript has 2 exons. The record is from RefSeq and is a predicted model, not a curated record. Bases 499 to 1941 code for a protein of 480 amino acids. Gene Ontology annotation, cellular component: nucleus. Gene Ontology annotation, biological process: regulation of transcription by RNA polymerase II. Gene Ontology annotation, molecular function: protein binding.
UAAACAUUAUUUUUUAACAAAGUAUACGGUCGGUCACACGGUCGAAAAAGGAGCAAGACGUCUUGAAGCGAGUGGAAGUUAAAUAAUUAAUGGGUGCAAAAGAAUAAUAUGAAAAUAGAAAAAUCAAUAUGAAAUUCUAAAAGAUUACUGAAAUAAUUUAUAAAUAUCUAAAGCCAUUGUGCAAAAAGGAUAGUUCACUUGUGAAAAAACAGAUUAUAUAUAUUGCAAUAAGGAGCAUAGAAUUAAGUAUAUAGUACUUGUGUUUUUUAAAUGACGAAUUUCCAAAGGGUGACGACGAUAAAACAACGACAUCCGCAAAUCACCGAAUCUUCCGCCAUACAAUAGACAACCCUUAACUAGGGUUAACUUCCUUUUCUAGUCUUCAAGAGAGUAAUAAAGAAGCGCCAAUUUUUAUACUACUACAGCCUAAACUAAUUCAAACAUACGCUUCCCAUACAAAUAUAAGCACGAAAAGAAACAGAACAUUAUUGACAACAUAUGACGAGAACAAGCAAAAUGUCACCCUCACAUCGACAGGAGUUUUGUGUGCGUUGGAACAGCCACUUGGGUAGCAUUGGAGCGGCAUUCCCUCAACUUUUGGCCGGUCAGAGAUUUGUUGAUGUCACUUUGGCUUGUGAAGGCCAUCAGGUGCACUGUCAUCGCCUGGUCUUGGCUGCCUGCUCAUCGUAUUUCGAAAGCAUUUUGGCCGAAAAUCCUUGCAAACAUCCCGUUAUUAUUUUACCCUCGGAAAUAAAAUUGUGGGAAAUUCAAGCCUUGGUGGAUUUUAUGUACAAAGGGGAGGUCAAUGUAACACAGGCUGGCCUGCCGCAAUUGCUGCGUUGUGCCGAACAACUGCGUAUUCGAGGGCUUUAUGGUUCAGAUGCUGCCCUAAAUCUCAAUCAAUUGAAAGCUUUAACGGGUAAAGCGCCUCAACAAUCCAAUAACAUACGAUCGAGUUCGGCUCAAUCAACAGGUCUACCGGCCGAUAGCAAUGAUGAGGAUACAGCAACCAACUCAACAACUACCACGGCCACAAGUACAAUACAAACAAACCCGCAAAAUGUGGUAAUAAAAAAGGAACCCGCAACGGGUAACCCCAACCAGGGGCAGCCCAUGUUAACGCCAGUUUCCUUAAAUACACUAAUGGCCAAUCCCGCAGCGAUAGCGGCUAACUUUGCAGCUCAACGCCACGACUCCAGCGAUGAGCCAACAUCAUCAAAUGCCUACGAACAGUAUGAGAAUUGUCAAAACGCCAAUAAUGCUCUAAAUGCUGCAGCUUCCCAACAACACAAUACUAUGCAGCAACAAAGUGUUGCAAAUUCAACACCAACGUCAACGCCAAUCCCGCAAAACAUAUCAACACAACAUAUGGAUUCUACCAUAGAGGAUGAUCAUAAUUAUGUGGCACAUGAUGAGGAUGAUAGUUUUGCUGGUGUUAUGGCUGAUUCGGAACACGACUCGACAGCCAACAAUUCUAUGAUGCAAGUAUCCAUGGAUCAUAAUAGUUCCUUAAAACGCAUACGCAGAUCUGAGGAAUCAUUGGAGCAGGCGGCGAAGUGUGUGUCCAAGGGUCAAACUUUUCAAACAGUUAGUAACAUGUACAACAUACCCGUGUCAACGAUACGUUUCUAUAUGGCCCGCAAAGGCAUUUUGCCCAAACGCAAACGGGGCCGUGGUGCAUCUUCGAGUGCAGCAGGGGCAGGCAAUGGUUCCGGAGCCAUGAUGGCUCUCGGUGGUAGCAAUAAUGUAUUAGGAGGUAAUGGUAUGGGAGGUGGUGUCAUUGCCCCCAAUCCUGCAGCUUUGGCCAUGUCACAUAUGUCUCAAGCUUUGGCUCAAAUGAAACAGCAACGAGUGGAUAGUCCCAAUUCUGCACAGUAUUCCGAAGAGGCGGCCUAUCAUUUGCUCAGUUACAAAAUGAAAGAAGCGCCGCGUUUGGUAUGAAACCAACGAGCUGACUAAAGUUGUUCUAAGCUAAACAAGGACUAGAAAUAGAACGACAAUUGCCGAAAUCAUUUUAGAGCUAAGAAGAAAAUGUUGUGAGUUUCUAAAACUAAGAUAUACAUACAUACUAAUUGCACACUAACACGCCACAUAUGCAUGUAAAAAUACCAAGAAUAAUUUUCAUAAUAUUCAAGGCUAAAGGAAAACAUUUGAUUAGAACGAUGAAGAUGAUGCUUUAACUGUAUAGAACUAAACAUUUCUUACUUCUGCUCGAUAGAUGUAAUGAUAAAGGCGCAUCGUAUAGCCAUUAGGUGAGGCUAUAUUUAUUUCAUGGUUUGGCCUUUUUGUUUUCAAAAAAAAAAAUGGUAGCUACAUUAGUAUUUAUUCGAAAUUCAAUCGAUUUUUAAUUGCCAUAGUUUGCUAUACUUUUUAAAAUAUCUUCAAAGAAAAAUUUGUAAACAUUUCUCAUAUGUUAUAUAAUGUUUCGUUUGGCCUUUAAGAUCUAUUCAGUCGUAUAUACUUUUCUAUCUGUAUUCUUUACUCUUAUUCCCCAAAGAAAGUUGGUCCAAGAAGCUAGUUGGCAAGGAAAAUGUUGUAAGACAGAGGGGAAUGGUUUUCAUACCCUCUUAUUGAGGAGGUAUAAGCAAAGAGACUUUGUAGCAAAAACGAGAGAAGUAAAUUUUUCCAAGCAUUUAAGUCUUGUCUGCUUCUCCUAUAAUUUCUAACAAGGAAUUUCGAGACAACUUUCUAAUAUCAUAAAAAGAAGAAUACAUGCUUAGAAGAAGACCUGCUUAAAAAACUGCCAUGCCUUUGCAUGCGUUUCUGAGUUGACUUGGCCGUUCAAAGAUUCAAACAGAUGUCAACCAUUUUAUCACCACCAAUGAGCGGGGUUGCCACCCCAUAUAUAAAUAAUUUACUGUAAGCGCUUUGACCUUGUUUACUUCUUUUUUAUUUUUUAAAACAUAGUUUCGAGAUAUUUUCCUUCACUUCAUUUUAAAGUCUUCGACUUUUUACUUGAACAACUGUCAAAACGUAUUGUAAAAAAAAUUGUGACAAUGAAAAUGCGAACAAGUUUCAUUGAAGUGGCACGAAAUGGACACCAAUCAUCUCUGCUUCAAUGUUUUGUUUGCGUUCCGACCAGGAAUAAAGUCCGUCGGAUUUCGCAUUAAUAAUAGGCAUUUUCGCUGCAAAUAAAUCCAUUAUUAGACUUUAGAUGGAAGUAUCGAUCUUCAUUUCAUAUUUCAGUUAAACAG